GCUGCCGGCGCCCCUCCUCCGCUGCCCUACUUCCCUCCUCACGGCCCCCCUGCCCAGCCCCUGCCGCAGUCUGGUGCCGCGGCCGCGCCCAGACCCCGGAGCCGUUCAGCGUGCUGCAAAAUGGACUCUGAGGGCUCGGCGGGCGCGGGCUGCGCUCCCAGCCCGUAAGCAAAAUGGCGGCUGUUUGGCUUCGCCUUGGUAACCCUGCCCCUGUCAGGCGGGGCGGGUGAGCCCCGUGCAGGGGGAGGGAGGGGAGAGCGGACGCCAUUUUCCCAGAGAGAGGCAGUGACAUAGAAGGGAGCGUAGGAGGCUGGAGGGAGGGAGGCACGGGAGCAGCGGCGGUAGCACCGGGGUUUGUACACAGGUCCCAGGGCAAAGGCGCCUUUGAGCUGGUCCCUGUAGGGUUCUGCGCACUGAGCUAGGUUUGGGGGGAGGGGGGGUCUCCUCUUUCCCUUUCCUUUCUUUUACUAGAGCUUGCUGAGGGCUGAGUCCUACCUAGGGUAGGGAUAUCCGCAGUGGGGCUGUUGCAUUGUUUUGGUUGGGAUAGAGAAGGGGCUCAGCUGAGGAGUCCUGCUGCCUGGCCUGUGACCAUUACAGUCCCAUAUUUUGUCUAACUUCCACUGAGAGAGGAAAAGGAGUGAAGAGAGAGAAGAGGGUUUGUGGAUGCACUUAGAUGUUUGCAAUGAGCACUGUGGCUGGCAUGCCCCAGUGUUUUGGAUACCAAUGCAUAGGACUCCGUAGUAAUCGAAUUUAUCAGAAACGAACGUCAUGAGCAUAGUGAUCCCAUUGGGGGUUGACACAGCAGAUACUUCUUAUUUGGAAAUGGCUGCAGGCUCAGAACCAGAAUCUGUAGAAGCUAGCCCUGUGGUAGUUGAAAAAUCGAACAGUUAUCCACACCAGUUAUAUACCAGCGGCUCGCAUUCACACAGUUACAUUGGUUUGCCCUAUGCAGACCAUAACUAUGGUGCUCGGCCUCCUCCAACGCCUCCAGCUUCUCCUCCUCCAUCAGUGCUUAUAAGCAAGAAUGAAGUAGGAAUAUUUACCACUCCCAACUUCGAUGAAACCUCCAGUGCUACUACCAUCAGUACGUCAGAGGAUGGAAGCUAUGGAACGGAUAUUACCAGAUGCAUUUGUGGCUUUACACAUGAUGAUGGAUAUAUGAUCUGUUGUGACAAAUGCAGUGUCUGGCAGCACAUUGACUGCAUGGGGAUUGACAGACAGCAUAUUCCUGACAUAUAUCUGUGUGAACGUUGCCAGCCCAGGAGUUUAGAUAAAGAAAGAGCAGUGCUAUUGCAACGAAGGAAAAGGGAAAAUAUGUCAGAUGGGGACACCAGUGCAACAGAGAGUGGUGAUGAGGUUCCUGUGGAACUGUAUACUGCUUAUCAGCAUACACCAACAACAAUUACUUUAACUGCUACAAGAGUUACAAAAGUCAACGAUAAGAAGAGGAAAAAAAGUGGAGAGAAAGAACAGAACAUAGCAAAAUGUAAAAAAGCAUUUCGGGAAGGAUCCAGGAAGUCUUCAAGAGUAAAGGGCUCAGCUCCAGAGAUUGAUCCUACUGACAGUUCAAACUUCGGAUGGGAAACUAAAAUCAAGGCAUGGAUGGAUCGUUAUGAAGAAGCAAAUAAUAACCAAUACAGUGAAGGUGUCCAGAGGGAGGCACAAAAAAUAGCUCUCAGAUUAGGCAAUGGAAAUGACAAAAAAGAAGUCAGCACCAGCAAUCUGAUUUUCAAACCUCCAGUAGAGAGUUACGUGCAAAAAAACAAGAAAAUUUUAAAGGCUGCCAAAGACUUGCCUCCCGAUGCACUUAUUAUUGAAUACAGAGGAAAGUUCAUGCUGAGAGAACAGUUUGAAGCUAAUGGAUAUUUCUUUAAAAGGCCAUACCCAUUUGUUUUGUUUUACUCCAAAUUCCAUGGGCUAGAAAUGUGUGUUGAUGCAAGGACUUUUGGAAAUGAAGCUCGAUUUAUCAGGCGUUCGUGUACACCAAAUGCAGAGGUGAGGCAUGUAAUUGAAGAUGGAACAAUUCAUCUUUAUAUUUACUCGAUCCAUAACAUUCCAAAGGGAGCAGAGAUUACCAUAGCGUUUGAUUUUGAUUAUGGAAAUUGUAAAUACAAAGUGGAUUGUGCUUGCCUCAAAGAAAAUCCUGAGUGUCCAGUUCUGAGACGUUCUGAGCCUACAGAAAACAUCAAUACUGGAUAUGAAACUAGAAGGAAAAAGGGAAAGAAAGAGAAGGAUGUUUCAAGAGAAAAGGAGACUCAAAAUCAGAACAUCACAUUGGAUUGUGAAGGAGCAGCCACCAAAAUGAAAAUUGCAGAUAAUAAACAGAGGAAGCUCUCUCCCCUCAGGCUGUCCAUUUCCAAUAAUCAGGAGCCAGAUUUUAUUGAUGAUAUAGAAGAAAAAACUCCCAUUAGCAAUGAAGUAGAAAUGGAAUCAGAGGAGCAGAUUGCUGAAAGGAAAAGGAAGAUGACAAGAGAAGAACGGAAAAUGGAAGCUAUCCUGCAAGCUUUUGCCAGACUAGAAAAAAGAGAAAAAAGAAGAGAACAGGCUUUGGAAAGAAUCAGCACAGCAAAAACAGAGGUUAAAUCAGAAUGCAAGGAACCACAGAUUCUCAAUGAUGCUGAAUUUAUUCAGGAACCGGCAAAAGAAGAAACUGCCACCAAGCCCACCCCAGCGAAAGUCAAUAGAGCUAAACAGAGGAAAAGCUUCUCCCGGAGUAGAACUCACAUUGGACAGCAGCGCAGGCGACACAGGACCGUCAGCAUGUGUUCAGACAUUCAGCCCUCCUCUCCUGAUGUGGAAGUAACUUCACAGCACAACGAAACUGAGAAUGCAGCACUGGUAGCUGAGCCUGAAACAGAAACUGUUGUUACAGAAAUGGUUACUGAAACAGAAGCUCCAGCACUUAGUAAAUGCCCUACUAAGUAUCCCAAAACAAAGAAGCACUUGGUUAGUGAAUGGUUAAGUGAAAAGAGUGAUAAAGCAGGGAAGCCUACAGACACUCUACCAGAAAGGCCUCUUCGCAUAACCACCGACCCUGAAGUUCUGGCUACUCAGCUCAAUUCUUUACCUGGUCUCACUUACAGUCCACACGUGUAUUCAACUCCAAAGCACUAUAUCCGUUUUACUUCUCCAUUCCUUUCAGAGAAGAGGAGGAAAAAAGAACCUGUGGAAAACAUUACUGGCUCUUGUAAGAAGCGUUGGUUGAAGCAGGCUUUGGAAGAAGAAAAUUCAACAACAAAUGAUAGAUUUAAUUCACCAUCACAAGAGAGAUCUAGAAGUCCGGCCAUCAAUGGUGAACAUAAAAGUCCUUUGUUACUGAAUGACAGCUGUUCCUUAACAGAUCUAACCACACCACUAAAAAAACGAAGACUAUAUCAGCUGUUGGAGUCUGCUUUCUCAGAAACCUCCACACCUACUCCUUCUCCCUAUGCCACACCAACCCAUGCUGACAUCACUGCCUCUGAACCAUCGUUGUUUGCUACUCCUCCAAGGGUGAAAACCGAAGAUGAAGCUUGUCGAAAUGGUUACAAACCCAUAUAUUCACCAGUUACUCCUGUAACUCCAUGUAUACAUGGAAAUACAAUGCACUUUGAGAAUAUUUCCUCACCUGACAGUUCCCCAGAAAUAAAAAGGCGAGCUUACAGCCAAGAGGGUUAUGACAGAGCAUCGAUUCUAGCACUGAAUUCUUUCAGAAAUUCCAACCUGACAGAAAUGGGCCUGCAAGAAAUAAAGACUAUUGGAUAUUCUAGUCCAAGAAAUAGGACUGAUGUCACACGGCAGUGCACUGGAGAAAUGGAAUCUGUGUCAGACCUCCAGCUGGGACUCGAAGUAAUUGAGCAAAGUGCACUGCAUAAAAACCUGGAAGCCCCCACACAUGAUAGGACUGAUUCGAACAGCCAAUUAGAAACUGCUCAUUGUGGACGGGGCACAAUGUAUUCUUCCUGGGUGAAAAGUCCUGACAGGACAGGUGUAAAUUUCUCAAUGAAUUCUAAUUUGAGGGACUUGACCCCUUCACAUCAGUUGGAGGUAGGAGGUGGAUUCAGAAUAAGCGAGUCGAAGUGCCUGAUUCAAGAGGACGCAAGAGGCAUGUUCAUGGAAGCAUCUGUUUUUUGUACUUCAGAAGAUGGAAUUGCACCUGGCUUUGGAAGGACUGUCAAUAAUGACAGUUUGAUGGAUGGAAAUUGCACACCCCAGAACCCUCCACAAAAGAAAAAGGUGUCCUUGUUAGAAUACCGUAAGAGGCAACGUGAAGCUCGAAAAAGUGGUUCAAAGACAGACAGCUUCCCCAUGGUUACUGUAUCUCCUCAUGCUGCUGGUGGAGGAAAUACAAGUAGUAAUAAUGGUGCUAGUGAAGGCUAUAACAACAGUGGAGAAAAUGGGGAGCAAGCUGAUAACACUGCAAGCCUGCCUUUACCACUGCCAACUACUGUUUAUAAUGCAGCUCCAGAAGACACUGGCAACAACUGUGCAGUUAAGGAAUCUUCUUCCAGUGAGAAGAGUGAACCCGAAGUUCAGUGGACUGCAUCAACCUCUGUGGAACAAGUGAGAGAACGAAGUUACCAGAGAGCUUUACUUCUCAGUGAUCAUAGGAAAGACAAGGACAGUGGGGGAGAAUCACCUUGUAGGCCAUGCUCACCGUCUCAUGUUCAGUCUCCAUCUCAUUCAAAUCUCAUUUCCCAGUUGCAGCUUAAGGUCCCUUCUUUCACUGAGAUUACAGAAGAACCUGAUUCUGAAAAUCCAGAGCCAACUUCUGAAUGUCCGUCCCCAGAUACUUCACAAAGGACUUGUAAGAGUCCAUCAAAAGCAAGCAAGCCCUCUUCACCGAGUCCUGUAGUUUCAGCACAGCCACUUGGGAAAACGCCCACAAAACCAGAUUCGCACUGGGAAACUGCAGCUAAUGCACCUGAGACUGAAUGUGCGAAUCAUCCAAAAUCUGAGCUGCAACAGAAACAGCUGACCAACAACGUCCAAGCACUUUCAAAAACUCAUCCAUCUCAGUCACAUCUGCGCAGCUCUGCUGAGCAACUUUCACAUUCACAGAAGUUGCCUUCUGCACCUUUGAAGCUGCAUUGCCCCCCUUCACCUCACGUAGAAAAUCCCCCCAAGUCUUCUACCCCUCACGCGCCUGUGCAGCACGGUUACCUUUCACCAAAGCCUCACUCACAGCAGCUGGGAUCUCCAUACAGACCUCAUCAUCCACAGUCACCUCAAGUUGGAACUCCCCAGAGGGAAACACACAGAAACUUCUACCCUGCAGCACCGACCCUCCAGCCCAGUAAUCAGGCGCAGGCGAGCGGCCCGCUCUUCACUCAGACAACAUCAGGACAAUCUUCAGCUUCCUACAGCCAGUUUAACCAACAAAAUUUGAACAGCAAUGCGCCACCUCCCCCACCCCCUCCACCCCCUUCUUCUACUUACUAUCAAAGCCAGCAGACCUCUGGAAACUUUCAGAGCUACAGCCAGCUGAAGGGCAGCAUACCCCAACAGACUGUGUUUUCAUCUGGACCAAAUCAAGCACUUCCUGGCACUGCAGGUCAGCAAACGGUGCCAGGACACCACGUAGCUGCAGGGCAUUUUUUGCCCUCUCAGAACCCCAGUAUUCAUCACCAGGCAUCGGCAUCUGCUGCUCCUCCUCCUCCUCCACCACCACCUGCUCCAGGCCCCCACCACGUCCAGCAGCAAAGUACUCAUCAGCAGCACUCUGUAGCACAUGUUGUCGGUCCAGUUCACGCCAUGGCAGUGGCUCCUGGAUCACACAUUCAUUCUCAAGCUGCUGGUCACCAUUUGCCACCACCACCUCCACCACCAGGUCCUCUCCCCCACCACCAACCUCCCCAUCCUUCCACGGGACACCAAGGUUUGCAAGCACAACACCAGCACGUUGUAAACUCGGCGCCGCCUCCCCCGCCGCCCCCUCCCUCCAGCGUGAUGGGCUCGGGGCACCACCCGCCCUCAGCACAAGGGUUGCACCACCCCUCUCACCAAGGACCCCCCCACUUCCCCUCCGGCGCUCACACGAGCGUCUCCUCCUACUCCUCGCAAGCCCCGCAUCACACGACGUUAGGACCUGGACCUCAACAUCAGCCUGCUGGCACAGGAUCUCAUUGCCCACUCCCUGGUCAGGGGCCUCACAUCCAACCUCAAGGACCAAACAGUAUUGCAACACCGACUGCUUCCGGCUUCUGCCCUCACCCCGGCUCCGUGAGCCUUCCCCACGGAGUGCAGGGGCAGCAGCAGGCCUCGCCCGUGCCAGGACAGAUCCCCAUCCACAGAGCACAGGUGCCACCCACCUUUCAGAACAAUUACCAUGGGUCAGGGUGGCAUUAAAACAGAUCCCUUUAGUUAUAAGCAUUUUUAAAAUGUUCUGUAAUAUAAACUCUGUAUAUUUAAUAUGUACCUAUUCAAGGUACUUUUUAAAGCUUGUACAUGAUACUUUGUAUAAAAGCAAACACCAGUGCUCUUCCAUUGUAUCCUUUCCAUUUUUUUGCUUUUUAAAAUUCCUGAAAACGUGCUGUUAAGCCAGUAUUAGGUAUUUCUUUUUAUUUUGUAAGUGGACAUUCCAGCUGUUUUUUCUGGCAGUAGGUUUGAUGCUGCAUAAUGUUUAAAAUUUUAUUGUUGCAGUUAAAUUCAUUUAGUGAAAGUUUUCUAUAUUACUUUUAUACAUAUGUAAUUAAAUAAGUACACAGGCUAAGUGAUGGCACUAACAAUUUUUUUUUCCAUUUUCUGUCAACAGUUUUUUGUGUGCAUAGAGAUAGGAAACAAUGCAAUACAGAUUUUUAUAGUUUUGGUGUGGACAUGGCUUUUUGUUUCAUCAGUUAUUUGCAGAAAUUGUAAUUUAAUGUAUAGACUGUUUCUAAUGUCUCAGACGAGUGCUGUAAAUACUGUAUUUCUUUCGCUUGUAAAGUUGCUUAAAGCUUCUUUCAUUUGAUAUAGUAUUGUAUAUAAUAAGUCUUUUGCAAAAAAAGGUGUGAUCUUUGUGAAAGUAGUACAGUAUAUGAUCUUUAAUUUUUUUAAUAUACUGUCACAUUGCAGCACUGGUUGGGCAUUUUAAUUCAUGUUAAUAAAUCACAAUUAUGUCAGUUUUA
Messenger RNA from Oenanthe melanoleuca, 7085 nucleotides. It is a transcript of the gene KMT2E, whose product is annotated as lysine methyltransferase 2E (inactive). Bases 769 to 6327 code for a protein of 1852 amino acids. The transcript is spliced from 27 exons. Gene Ontology annotation, molecular function: protein binding. The record is from RefSeq and is a predicted model, not a curated record. Lineage: Eukaryota; Metazoa; Chordata; Aves; Passeriformes; Muscicapidae.